ACGUCACGGACGCUCAGCUGACGCAGCAUCAUAACAACAACAUCCCGGCUGAGAGACCCGACACCGACAGCUGGAAAUCGGUCCACGGGGGCUGGGGGCUGGCCUGUCAGUGGGGGGAAGAGGGCUCAUAGGGGCAGGACUUUAUGCUGACGGGGUACCAGGGGUAUUUACAUACCGUGGCAUGGUAAUUGGAACAGGGAGCUACGGCGGAAGGUGCUGAUGGGAUAUGCUGACAUACUGCACAAGGGUAGGGGAAUAUACUGAGCAGUAAGACAGAGGAUAUAGUCGCCAUUAGGGUACUGUUAGUAGGGCUAUUUUGGUGAGGGCAUACAUUGGCAGGGCAGGCGGGGGGCAUACAUUGGCAGGACAGAGAGUUGUUAGGGGGAUGUGCUGAAAGGCAGGCAUGCAUUAUGUGAUAUACCAACAGAUCAGGCUAUAUACUGCCAUAUCAGGAAAGGGGCAGCAGGUACUGUGUAUUAGCAGGAGAUUCGGUAACUGGUCUUCAGAGGCGCAGGGUGAAGAGAGUUGACACAUCAGACAAGUAUUGGGUACAAGAUUUAUAUUGAAAGUUCAUGUUAGGAUAUCUGGUGGGGGCAAAACAUUUAUUGAACAAGAUUGUUGAAUAUCUUUAAAUUAGUGUUGGGGUUUUUAAUCAGACAGCAAGAAUGGUCAAUAUACUGUAGCUUUAUGGAUUGGACUUCUGUGAUCAGUAUGACAAACUAGAAACAUUAACUCUAUUGACAGCUGAGAAGUUGGUGAUGAUAGAAAGUAUAAAAAUAUAAAGAUUGGUCUGGUGGUUUUAAGAAACAAAAUGGUGAAGAUAGGGCUCCCAUGUGAAAUCCUUUGUAGGAGAUAAUCGGUGUAAAACCUCUUUGGACUAAAAGUCGUCUAAGGUUCAAAGUAACGUUAGUAUAAUAAUAUGGAUCCUGAGUGAGGGAGAUGGUAGACCAAUAAUUUUGGUGAUAAGUGACAUUAAGUACAAGUUACGUAUUUAGGCUUGUGGAGCAGUUGAGAGGGCGAGCUUCAGGGGAAUGUUGUGGAGAGACUCGGGAGGAAACUUGCUGUAUCUGAUUCCUGUUUAUUUGAGCUUUGGAGUAAGAGAAAGUGCUAAACAAGGCCUGACCACAUGUCUGGCCAGGCCAUGACAUGCAAUCCUUCGGAUUCUGGGGAAAGCAAGAUGCAUAAAGAGGAUAUUGCUCCUUGGCCAUCAGGAGAUCCAUCCCAAGGUGAAGAAAGAAGUGGACGAGUUCUUGGAGCCUCAGAGGAGGACAUGCAAUUCCUAGAGGCUAGUCUGUACAGUAAACUAAGUGAAUGGGGACCUUUGCUUACUGCAGCACAGCGACUUUUGGUAUGGGAGAGACCGCUCCCUAGCCUACUGACAGCAGCGGCUCUGCAUGGGGCAUUUUGGUUGUUCUCGUAUCUAUCCCUGAGGCCUCUAUUCUUGGUCAGCUUCCUUCUACUGUGUCUACUAGGUGUGAAACACUGGAAGUCCUGGUUGCUUCUUCACUGUAAAGCUCAGCCCCAGGGGGAUUUAUCCAAUGACAGUGAAAACCUGGCGUCUGUAGGAGGAACAAGUCAGCAUCGCUUGCUGAGUGUCCCGGAGCUGUGUCACUGUCUGGCUGAGACCUGGUUCACCUCUCGGCAGUACAUCCAGGAGCUGCUGCUUUACAAGAGGCAGAAUCCAGGAAAGUUCUGUUCAAUGGUUUGUUCGUGCUGUACAGUGCUGGCUGUUGUCGGACAUUAUGUUCCAGGCAUUAUGAUUUCCUACAUAAUACUGCUCAGUGUUCUUCUGUGGCCACUGGUUGUGUAUCGAGAACUGAUCCAGAAGAUGUACACUGCUCUAGAACCCAUUCUCAUGAAGUUAGAGUACAGCAUGAAGGGAGAACAUCUACCACGCUCACACAAGAAAAGACAAGCUAAGAAGGAGCCAGAAGAAGGAGAAGAACUGAUUGCAGAGACAGACAGUGAGAGUGAGAUUGAGCUAUCUGGGUUCUCUCCUGAGAUGGACGUGAGAAUAACAGCCUUGGCCCUGUCUAUCACAGACUCCGAGUUAUCAGAUGAGGAAGCCUCCAUCCUGGAAAGUGGAGGAUUCUCAGUAUCCAGAGCAACUACACCACAAAUGAUGGAUGUCUCAGAAGAUUUGGAUCAGCCGAGUGCUGUAUCUGAAGACCCACUUCCUGCCACAGACCCUACUGAUGCACCAUUGCUGCUGGGGCAGCAUGCAGGUGGCGGGACACAUUUACCUGCUGCUGAGAUGCCACAUUUACCAACCCAGCCCCUAAACUUAAAUCCAGAAGAGCUGUUGCCUACACUGACUUCUCCACUCCACUUCGUCAACACACAUUUUAAUGGGAAAGGUCAGUUUACUGGACAGGAAAGUGGAAUCCAUGCACUUAGUGAGCGUAUGGUCAACAGAGCCAUUACCACAGCCCUGCAGAGUCCAGUAGUGCCCAAUGUCAGUCUGGGAGACUCAUCCGAGACACAAGAACCCGGGGGAGAUGGAGAGGACUUUGAGCUUCUGGAACAGGGAGAGCUGGAUUUGAUGCAAGAGGAGCUAGAAGAAGCAGAGAAGCAUUUAGCCUCCAGCACCUCUUCUCUACCAGCUUCUCCCCAGCUAGAGUCAGGAAAUACGGAUUCCCAGGCCUGAUGUUUGGGAGAAGGAAAGCUCAUCUCCUUUUACAUUUUCUGAUCAACUGCUCAAAAGUUUUUAUGCCAUUGUAGGUACUGCCUUCUGUAGCAGGAAAGCAGUAUGUCACAUCAGGCAUUGGCUAAAGCACAGAGCAUCGCCAACCUUCUCAACUGAGGAAGGAUUUUAUCCCCUGCCUUUUAAUUUUACCUCUUGAACUUGCUUGUAGUGUUAUUACAUUCAUUCAAUAGAUCCAAACAGCUGGUUGUAUGGCUGUAUUUUUUGUAAGUGUGUCAUCCUGGAUAUAUGGGUUUUUAUUGUGGUCCCUGCUCUUGGGUUGUAAAAAUACCCCGAUUAAUUAUCUGCUAUGUGAUAAUCCCAUAUUGAUCCAGGCAGAGUAGAGACCACCCCAAUAAAAACACACGUAGAACCAUCAGGCAGUGCUCCAACACUCUCCUGGCAUUGAACAUAGCAGAAAUCCACAUAGGACGGGGCUUAUAAUAUCAGUAUGAGAAAAGCAAGUGACGGGAGAAUGGGGGAUGGGUCAAAGAAACUAAGUACAAAAUGUCUAUGUUCUUCAUUCUCUCUGCCUUGCUCCAAAUGUCCAUAUGAACUUCCCUUGCAGACCUCUUCCAUCUGAGGUCUGUCAUAGCUCCUUUCAGUGUUAGGUGAACAGAAUGGAACAAAGCCUAUGGAAUAAUGCACAGGAAUCACCCAUAGUUGGUCCUAAGGCACAAAUUUGUGUGAUGCUUAGUUUGUUAUAAAGAUCAUACACUUUGUAUUAGAAAGCUGUUAAACUUUAUCAUCAUGUGAUUUUAUUUCUCCUCUUAAGGCUUCUUUAUGAGUGAUAAAUCUAAAAAAAUAAAAUAAACUCUACAGCUCGUGAAAUUGGGUUUGCUCUGAUACAGGAUGAGUCUCCCAUAUACAAAAAUCUGAUAUUCUGAAAUUAAUUUUUUUUUGAGUGACUGAGAUGACACCUUUGCUUUCUGAUGUUUCAGUAUACACAAACUUUGUUUUAGUAUUGUAGAAAAUGGCCUUCAGGCUGUGUGUAUAAGGUGUAUAUGAAAGAAAUACAUUCUGUGGUUAGACUUGGGUUCCAUCCUCAAGAUAUCUCAUUAUGGUAUGCAAUAUUCCGAAAUAUGGAAAAAUCCAAAAUACAUCUGUCCAAACAUUGCGGAUUUCAGAGACUCAACCUGUAUGUCAAAUUCACACAGAAUAAGCUAUGUUGUCUGACAGGUCAUGAUCACAUCUCAAACAAAUGACACUGAGAUUGAAUGCACCUUUACAAAUACUUAAAGUAGUAAUAUUUGGUUAUCUCCAGGGCACUGCAGUUAAUUUUUAAACUGCCCCAUACAGAGAUCUUAGCGAGGAAUACAUAUGAUAUCCUGGUGGUUGGGAUGUCGACAGUCAAAGUUCUGGCUGCGGCAUCCCAGCGCUUGGAAUCCCAACGCCUAAACAGUGAGGUACCUAACCCCUAAACUCCCAUCCUUAACCCUCCUUUCCCUCAGCCUAAACCCAACCCUCCCUUCCCCGCAGCCUAACCUUAACCUUCCCCGGGGGUGUCUAACCCUCCCUCGCAGCCCAACCCUAACCCUCGCACCCCUGCAGCCUAAAACUAAUCUGCUAACCCCCCCCCCCCACCCAGCUUACCUCUCCUAAGUAAUGGCAGUCCCUCGUUCCGGAGCUGGGUGCCGUCAUUGUAAUUAAUUUUGGGAAUCCAAACGCCAGGAUCCCAUUGUAGGAACAAAGGUUUCUUUUAAAUAUGUAAAAUGGAACUUUCCCUUGCAAAUGUACAUGACAAAAUUUGCAUAUCUGUAUGAGGAGUUAUGUAACAGGAGCGACGUGGUUGUAACUUUUACUCUUAUUCAGUGAUAUUGUUUGCAGAUUUGUCUGGUUCCCACUUUAUGUUGCCCGCAUUAAAUAUUUGUGGGUGAUGGCCAUGCGAUUGCCUCUUCAAUUUGUGUAUGGAUUAGUCAGUUUUAUUUUAAGCUAUAAAACCCUUUAUUUAUAUAUAUGUUGCUAUAAAAAAACUUGUCACACAAAGUAUGUAUGUAUGUAUGUGUCUGUAUGUAUGUCUGAACGUGUGGGCAGAUUCAGGUGUGUAUGAGCAGAGUAUCAUCUGUGUAAAGCGUUGUAUACGUGUAUCUAGCUGUAUAUGUAUGUAGUUGUGUGGGUCUUGAAACAUACAAUUUAUUUGUGUGUACAGUGUACAAUAAUAUGACUAACCCCGAAAUAGAGCAAUGUAUUAGAAACUGUUCUUACCCUUCCUCGCCCCCUCUAUGAAUAACUCAUUAAAGUUGUCACACAAUA
Pseudophryne corroboree (corroboree frog) is the source of this 4936-nucleotide messenger RNA. RefSeq names its product reticulophagy regulator family member 2 (gene RETREG2). Gene Ontology annotation, cellular component: membrane. Lineage: Eukaryota; Metazoa; Chordata; Amphibia; Anura; Myobatrachidae. Bases 1127 to 2647 code for a protein of 506 amino acids. The transcript has 9 exons. The record is from RefSeq and is a predicted model, not a curated record.